CCGACGCUCGGCUAGUUGCCUUUCGACGGCGUUCACACUCGGUUCGCUUUUUUCCACCGUCAACCGUUCGGUUACGGACUCUGUUCGGCUUGUCUGUUUUGUCUGCUGGCAGUGAAAAAUUCGCUAUAGGGCUCGAGGCGCCUCCGGUUCGACGUUCAUCUGUGCCAGCUUCCGUGUUCCGUUCCCGUCCACCCUCCUGUGCUUGUUCCCGGGUGUGUGUGUCCUUGUUGCGUUACUACCUGCCGGUUGCUUUGUUACCGUUCCCGUUGAAUGCCAAAGCGCCCGUCCGAAGGUACUUGUGUCCCGAAAGUGUCCCAUUGGCUGAGUGAGUGUUUCCGUGCGCUUCCGUGGUGUGCCCGCUGAUCUUCCCCUCGCAGCCCAAUCGUCCCGAACGGUCCCGCCACCAUGAGCAAGUUCGAAAUUUCCGACAACGCGGACGAGCUGAACCAGGAGAUCGAUGACACCAACUUCCCGUCCCGCUCGAACUCGAUCUGCUUCGGAGCGUCCAACGGGAAUGGUUCGACCGGGAGUCUCAACAACAGCUACGGCCCAUUCGCCAACCGACGCCGGUCGAGCAGUAUCCGCCGGACGGAGAGUGAAAUGACGGAGGAUGGGGAACCGUCCGGAACGGCCGGGGUCGUGCCCAUCGAGAACAGUUCCGCCACCGGCCCUGCGGCGACCGGGGGAGACUCGGGGGCCGCCAUCAACAAUAACUACACCAAUGGCCAUGGUGGCGAAAAUGGCGAAAAUGGCGCCGCCAACACCAGUGUUAGCUCGAACAGUGUCGUCUCGGCGAUCGUUGGCCUUAACCGGGCCCGUCCGACUCCGAUCCGUACGACCAGUCUGUCAGGACACGAGAAAUGUACCUUCCACCACGAUCUGGAACUCGACCACAAACCAUCGACCCGGGAGGAUCUGCUGCCACUGAUGUCCAAGUCCUAUCGGAUGCUGCUGUCGAGCCUGGGCGAAGAUCCGGAGCGUCAGGGACUGCUGAAGACUCCGGAGCGGGCCGCCAAGGCGAUGCUCUUCUUCACCAAGGGCUACGAUCAGAGCUUGGAAGAGGCCUUGAACGGUGCCGUAUUCGACGAGGACCACGACGAGAUGGUGGUGGUGAAGGACAUCGAAAUGUUCUCCAUGUGCGAGCAUCAUCUGGUGCCGUUCUACGGUAAAGUCUCGAUCGGUUACUUGCCAUGCAAGAAGAUUCUCGGCCUGAGUAAGCUGGCUAGAAUCGUGGAAAUUUUCUCCCGUCGUCUGCAAGUCCAGGAGCGUUUGACCAAGCAAAUCGCCGUCGCCGUCACUCAGGCCGUCCAACCGGCUGGCGUUGCCGUCAUCAUCGAAGGAGUGCACAUGUGCAUGGUGAUGCGGGGCGUGCAGAAGAUCAACAGCAAGACGGUCACCUCGACGAUGCUGGGCGUUUUCCGGGACGAUCCGAAGACACGCGAAGAGUUCCUGACACUGUGCAACAACAAGUGAGUCCGAAUCCUGCAUCUUUCUUCGCUCCGGGGUGCCGCGGCGAAUGAAACCGUGUCGCCGGCGUCUGGUUCUACGCCAUUGCCCCCGAUCCGGGAGGCGAGGAUUGAUGGGCCCGUAUAAGCCACGGGAGGAGUAUUAAAUAGCCGUCUUCAUGUAACUCGUUUAGGGAAUUUGUUUAGGGAAGUCGUUCAGACACACACACACAAACCGAUAUACUCGAUUUUAGCUGCCAGAUGAAAAGUUUUAGACUAUUUUUCGCAAAACAAAUAUUUCAGAGAGGAAAAAACUAAAAGGGUUUGGUCUCACAAAAAACAACUAUAUACGCAAAAUCUAAACUGUUAAACAUUACUGUUGUGAUCGUUCCGUAGUUCAUGUUGUAUCCAAUCUCUUACCCUACUACAGAGAGGAUCAGAUCAGAAAACAAUCAACCUAUGCUCACUCCCUCUCUUUGCGAGCAGAUCCACGACGUAAAACUAUGAUAAAUUUUAAUCACAUAUGAAUAAGGCAUACACUUGUUACAAACAAAACUGUAUGCGAGGUAGUGCAACAAUCGUUUUCUAUCUAUUUACUGUUUACUGUUUUAAAUGAUCAAAAAACAAAGGGGUUAUUGCCACGCGAAAGGGUCCAAAUCGUUGUUGCUAAGAAGGCAGACAGUGAAGUACACAGUUGCCAUCAUCUGUUUGAAAGUUUAUUAUAUACAAGACACAGGAAUGAGAAAUUCUACAAUAAAUUGUUGUUUGUUAAUGUCUA
Messenger RNA from Anopheles coustani, 2223 nucleotides. RefSeq names its product GTP cyclohydrolase 1 (gene Pu). Gene Ontology annotation, biological process: tetrahydrobiopterin biosynthetic process; tetrahydrofolate biosynthetic process. Gene Ontology annotation, cellular component: cytoplasm. NCBI's taxonomy places the organism in Eukaryota, Metazoa, Arthropoda, Insecta, Diptera, Culicidae. The coding region runs from base 406 to 1473 and encodes 355 amino acids. Gene Ontology annotation, molecular function: GTP cyclohydrolase I activity; zinc ion binding; GTP binding. The transcript is spliced from 5 exons. The record is from RefSeq and is a predicted model, not a curated record.